CAUUUUCCUUGGUCCAAUUCUUUCAUCGUUCAAAAUCGUUACAUAUAAUGUCGUCCCUUCGCCCUGCGAGCCGUGGCUUUCGCCUUUUGGCUUCCAAACCGGUUUCUCGGAGCUCAACCCUGCUGUCGCAACCCCUCAUUGCUUCUCCGCGCGUUCUCCGCUCCGCCCAUACCGCUACCACUCGCCCUCGUCUCGCGAUUGCUCCAUUGUCCGCAAAUGGAGGUUUGCGUUAUGCCUCCUCUAUGAGCCCUGCUGGCUCCUUGAAGCAAACUCAAUUGCACGAUGUCCAUGUUGCAAGGGGCGCCAAAAUGGUUCCUUUUGCGGGGUUCUCCAUGCCCCUUCAAUACUCUGACCUUAGCCAUGUUGAGAGUCACCAUUGGACGCGCGAAAAGGCUAGCCUGUUUGACGUCAGCCACAUGGUUCAACACCACCUCAGCGGCCCCGGUGCCCUCGAUCUUCUCAUGAAAAUCACACCCUCGUCUCUUGACAAGCUUAACCCGAACCAAUCGACCCUCUCCUGCCUUCUUGAAGAUGGCACUGGUGGUAUUCUCGAUGACACUGUGAUCACCCGUCUGUCUUCCGACACCUUCUACUUUGUCACCAACGCUGGCCGUCGUGCCGAAGACCUUGCCUUCCUCCAAGCUGAAAUUGACAUUUACCGAUCCACCCAUGGCCCCGAGUCCAUUACUUGGGAUGUCCUUGAUGACCGUGCUCUAGUUGCACUACAAGGGCCCCUGGCUGCUGCGGUCCUUCAACCUCUGGUCAAGGACUCCGAUCUCAGCACCCUCUACUUCGGCAACUGCCGGUCGCUCACCUUGACCUUCCCCGAUGGAACCACUAGUGCGGAGCCCCUCCUCGUUUCCCGAACCGGCUACACAGGUGAAGACGGCUUUGAGAUUUCGAUUCCCACUGCUAAAGAUUCCUCCCUUCCCCGCCGAGUGACGGAACUCCUCCUGUCGAAUCCCGAGCAGGUGCGUCUGGCCGGUUUGGCAGCCCGUGACUCCCUCCGCCUUGAGGCAGGCAUGUGUCUCUAUGGCAGCGACAUCUCUACCUCGCAGACGCCCUCCGCCGCGUCUCUUUCCUGGCUGGUGGGCAAGGACCGUCGCGAUCCCGCCACCGCCAACUUCAACGGCGCCGCUACGAUCCUUCCUCAAGUCGCCUCCCCUGCCAAGACCCUUUCGCAGCGUCGGGUGGGAUUCACAAUCGAGAAGGGAUCCCCUGCACGCGAAGGCGCUGUCAUCGUUGACAUGAAUGACGAGUCCCGUGCGCAGAUCGGAGUGAUCACCUCAGGACUGCCGAGCCCAUCGCUCGGCGGUGUGAACAUCGCAAUGGGAUACAUUAAGAAUGGCUUGCACAAGAAGGGAACCGAAGUGGGCGUGAUAGUCCGUAAUAAGGUCCGAAAGGCCACGGUCACCGGGAUGCCGUGGGUUGAAAGCAAGUUCUACCGGCCAAAGGCCUAAGUUUGAAAAACUCUGAUGAAGGAUUCGCUGCAUGGAUAGACAUCAAAAUUCCCCUGCGUCCGAUUAUGUUCGUCUGGGUAUUGUUUUGCUAGAUUCCCCAGUCUCUGUUCUGUGAUGAUGGUAUGACGUCAAGUUUUGUGUGUACAUACAAUGUUUCUGUUUUAGCCUUGGUUCAUGUUUAGAUUCAACCGGUCGGUAUCUGGGGUUCACCAUUUGGUGAUUUCAACUCUUGCCUCAGCUAGUGAGAU
Aspergillus homomorphus CBS 101889 is the source of this 1708-nucleotide messenger RNA. Its product is annotated as glycine decarboxylase subunit T. Lineage: Eukaryota; Fungi; Ascomycota; Eurotiomycetes; Eurotiales; Aspergillaceae. The transcript is spliced from 2 exons. Bases 48 to 1460 code for a protein of 470 amino acids. Gene Ontology annotation, molecular function: aminomethyltransferase activity; protein binding. The record is from RefSeq and is a predicted model, not a curated record. Gene Ontology annotation, cellular component: mitochondrion. Gene Ontology annotation, biological process: glycine catabolic process.